AUGGCGGCUCUCAGUCUCGUGUUGAGCGAGACUAUGUCGCCGAAAGACAGAAUGGAAGAGAUGGACACACCUACAACCCCUCGGCCGACUCGAUAUACAUCGGCCAUAUUAGAGGAGAACAAUGUCGUAAACGAUACUCACUCCUCCCACCCCGGAGACAAUUCUUCUAGCCAAAUCUACGACGGCAGUGCCCGUGGGCAUCGGCACAGCGACACAAGCAGGAGAAAUAGUGCGGGUGCCGCAACAAGUGCUCUGGAUGUGGACGACGACGAUGAGGAAGACAAUGAUCCGCACGGUUCGGACCACGAGGGCGAACCAGGAGACGCCGAUUCUGCCUGGAGAAAGAAGAAGGGCCAAAGGUUUUUCUGUACCGGCUACCCCCCCUGCAACCUCAGCUUUACUAGAAGUGAGCAUUUGGCUCGCCACAUCCGAAAACAUACUGGCGAGCGACCCUUCCAAUGCCACUGUAAUCGAAGAUUCUCCAGAUUGGACAACUUGCGCCAGCAUGCGCAGACGGUGCAUGUUAACGAAGAGAUCCCCACCGACUCAUUGGCGGCUACGGGCACUCGAUUCCAGCGUCAGAUACGAACCGAUCGCGUCCGCCCUACUGGUCGACCACGAACAGGAACUGCAGGGAGUACUGGUGGUCACAGUCGAGGACACAGUCGAAACCUUUCAACGUCUAGUGUGGGUUCGACCUCUUCCAAUUAUAGUAUUGUGACAGAUGCGAAGCGACGACCGCCGCCUCUCCUCAUGGCUGGCGAUGGAAGUGGAAGACCUCUAGGGCUCGAGCCGCCUCAAACACCGCCGGCUCAAUAUCGUGGGUACAAUCCGAGCUCUCCUGGCGGCCUGAGUACACCAACAUCCGCUCAAUUUUCUGCCACGCCUGGCAGUCCAGGUUUCAUGUCAUCUUUGGGGUCGCCAACGUCGUCAAACUCCCGCCAUGGAGGAUUUUUCGCUUCUGCUCCUCAUGCCCGCCGAUUGUCGGUACCAUCUACAUCCAGUCCCUACCAGCAGCAAUAUCCGCCGGGCUAUCCUCUGACAUACAUAAAUCAGAUGGGUCCGGCGAGUUCACAUGGGUCCUCAAAUUCCAGCAUGUUGACGAGCCCUACUUCGAGCUCCUUCCCCAUGUCUCCCGGACAACAUAUGCCGCCCGGAGAAGACUGGCGGAGGCGCACCUGGCAUCCUUCUACGAUGCCGGCUGCCAACUUCAACUACAACCGUCCUGCCACAAGUGGGCUAACAUACUCUCAAACUCCAGAUGCUCCUCAACCCGCGCAUGCCCAACAUGCCACUGCCGCUGCCGGCCAAGCACCCCGACUCCCGGGCAUUGAAAGCUUCGAUCAUGUGCAACACCGCUCAUACACGCCUCCCCGCCGUAACCCUAGUCCCAUGCAGAUUGAUCCCAAUCUCACUGAUUCCAACCCACCUUCCUCGUUGACCCAACAAGAACCUCAGCCUCGGCCCGGGCAUGUAUCCUGGGAAGGGCCUCGUCCCAGCCAGUACCCGGAGCCUGAAGAACAACCCCCCGCCAGACAUCAAGUUGCGAGCUCUUGGGGCCAGCAAACUAUCAACGAAAUUCAAAGGGUAGGCGUCCCAAGACAGGCGGACAUGGGCCCUCCCUCAGUCUCAGUGACUUUCAGACCGCAACAACAGAUGGCCCAGGAAGCCCUUGAGACUCAACCAUCUGCAAAUCGGCUCAAAAGACAGGGCUGGUAUCAGCGACCUGUAUCUGCCGCACGAACUUCCCCGGAAGACUCUAGCAGUAGCGACGGAGUGCCCACUCCUGGGAUGACGGCUGUCGAGGUACAUCCAAUGAUUAUGCAUAGCAGUGGCUACGUGGAGCCACAGCACGCCGCUUUACCCGCAGAUGGCCAUCAGAAUGUUUGUCUUGCACCCGCUGCAUAUAUCGAAAAUAGUCGGCACAGCGGAAGCUCGUCUUUCGGUGAUCGGUCCGGCCGAGGCGGCGAGUUGAACAGAUUAGAGGCUCUCGUCGCCGUUGCGACGAGUGCCGACAACGGAGCACGCUAA
Molecule: messenger RNA, 2031 nt
Organism: Exophiala spinifera
Lineage: Eukaryota; Fungi; Ascomycota; Eurotiomycetes; Chaetothyriales; Herpotrichiellaceae
Product: biofilm and cell wall regulator 1
Exons: 2
Coding region: 1-2031 (676 amino acids)
Biological process (GO): regulation of transcription by RNA polymerase II
Molecular function (GO): DNA-binding transcription factor activity, RNA polymerase II-specific; RNA polymerase II cis-regulatory region sequence-specific DNA binding
Source: RefSeq, a predicted model, not a curated record